CCUGCCCAUGAUGCCCCCGCCGCCGCCGGCCAUUGCCACAUUGGCGCUGCACCUGCUGCUGUCGCGUCCCUCGCUGACCGCCGCGCAGCUCCGCCAGGUCCACGCCCACCUGCUCGUCUCCUCCCUCCUGGCCGACCGCUUCUUCCCCAACUCGCUCCUCCGCUCCCUCCUCCCGGCCUCCCCGCUGCGCGCCCUCCGCCUCUUCCCGCGCCUCCGCCGCAUCACCACCAACGCUAAUCCCCUCUUCCCCAACGCCUACACCUUCUCCUUCCUGCUCACCGCCUCCGCCUCCCUCGCUCCUCCGCAUCACGCCUCGCCGCGCCUCCUCGUCUCCUCGCUCCACGCCCUCGCCAUCCUCCUCGCCUUCGAUGCCCACGCCUACGUCUCCAACGGCCUCAUCCACGCCUACGCCUCCUGCGGCCUCCUCUGCUCCGCCCGCCGCGUCUUCGACGUCAACGGUUCCUGCAGGGACGUCUGCUCUUGGACAGCUCUCCUCACCGCCUUUGCCAGGGCGGCCCGCCUCGAAGACGCGCGCGCCCUGUUCGACGCAAUGCCCAACAAAACCACCAUCGCCUGGGGCGCGAUGCUCAGCUCGUACGUCGGCGCCGGGAGCUUCGCGGAGGCCGUCGACGUGUUCCAGGACAUGCUCAGGGCCCGCGUGCGCCCCAACAGGGCGGCGGUCCUCGGCGUGCUGGCCGCGUGCGGGGCGCUCGGAGCCCUGGAGCAGGGACGGUGGGUGCAUGCCUUUGUGAAUGGCGGCGAGAUGGCGGGGGACAGGAUGGUGGCCACAGCGCUGGUGGACAUGUACGCGAAAUGCGGGAGCCUGGAGACGGCGAGGCAGGUGUUCGAGGGCAUGGCGGAGCGGGACGUGUUCGCGUACACGGCCAUGAUCACGGGCCUGUCGGACCACGGGCGCUCCAUGGAAGCAAUCGAGGUGUUCGGGCGGAUGCAGGAAGAAGGGGUGCGGCCGAACGAGGUGACCUUCAUCUGCGUGCUGAGCGCGUGCGGGAGGGCGGGGCUGGUGGGGCGCGCGCGAGAGAUGUUCGGGAGCAUGGCGGCGGAGUACGGCGUGGAGGCCGGGGUGGAGCACUACGGCAGCCUGGUGGACGUGCUGGGGCGCGCGGGGAUGGUGGAGGAGGCCCUGGAGGUGGUGCGGGGGAUGCCGAUGAGGCCCGACGCGUACGUGGUGGGGGCGCUGCUGAACGCGUGCGUGGCGCGCGGCGACGUGGAGGCCGGGAAGAAGGUGGCGGAGAUGAUAGCGGAGCUGGGGCUGGAGCACAGCGGGCUGCAGGUGCAGCUGUCGAACCUGUACGCGGGGCGGGGGAAGUGGGAGGAGGUGGUUAGCGUGCGGAGGGGGAUGGAGGAGAGGAGGGUGCUCAAGGUGCCCGGCUGCAGCAUGGUGGAGGUGGACGGCGUCGCCAGAGAGUUCGUGGCCGGCGACCGCUCGCAGGAGGCGUGGAUCAUCGACGUCGCCGAGCAGCUGGACGCGCAGCUGCGGAUGGUCGCUCUCGCCCACCACUGAGCUCCUUUCUUUCUAUCUAAUUUUCUCAGCAAUGCAAUCCCAGGCUGAGCUGUUUGUUAGUCAAUCCAUUUCACAUAUAAAAUAUGUUGCCUAUCACUGGAUUUCGUAAUUAAUACUAAUAAACUUAACAUGUAUAAAAUAGAAAAGACUAAAACAAAGUGCUACAAUUCUAAGUCACACCUCAAAAUUAAUAAACUCCCGUUUCAUAUUAUAAAAUGUGUUUUUGGUCAUACCUAGAUUCGUUUAUGUAUAAAUGGAUAUGUUUUAUAUACUUUUCUAUAUUCAUUUCAUUGAGAGGAACAAAACCUCUAAUAAUAUGAAAUGGAGAUAAUACUGGG
Oryza brachyantha (malo sina) is the source of this 1860-nucleotide messenger RNA. RefSeq names its product pentatricopeptide repeat-containing protein At3g62890-like. The record is from RefSeq and is a predicted model, not a curated record. Gene Ontology annotation, molecular function: protein binding; RNA binding. Gene Ontology annotation, biological process: RNA modification. The transcript has a single exon. Lineage: Eukaryota; Viridiplantae; Streptophyta; Magnoliopsida; Poales; Poaceae. The coding region runs from base 8 to 1522 and encodes 504 amino acids.